UUGUGCCAUCAAUUGAUUCGUUUGCCUUGUGGUAGCAGUUUUGCUACUGUUUUCUGUUAGCCGUCCAUUUAUGGCCGUGUCCGCAGCCGAUGCUGCGGCUCUGGCCAGCAGCGAUGAGGAGCUCACGCCUGCUGGCAACCAUCCGAGCGCUCAGCCGGACUACAGUGACGCUCGUUUGGAACGCGUGGCCGCCUACACCACGACCACAAUGCGCCUGAAACCGGAGAAGUGGGCCAAAAUGAUGGCGCACGAUGAGUUCCGGCAUAUCGUCCUGGACUGGCUGCACGGACGGACACGAGUUUUGGUGAUGACGCUCAGUCCAGGCGGCGAACUGGUGCCCAGAGGCUGUGUGAGCGACCUAUACCGAAACUAUACCCUGCAGAGCUGUGGCUCACGGGUGAGCGCGGCAAAUGAUGCCACUGCUACGGCUGCCGUGGUGGCGGCGGCAACAACCACAGGAGCACUACUGGUUCCACUGCCGCCCGCUUCGUCCAGCUUUACUACAUUGGAUGGGGUACCGCGCGGCAAGUGCGCCUACUUCAUACGCCACAAUGUAGACGUACCGCUGACAGCUAGCAAUUUUCAUAGCUCAGUGCUCUAUGGUGACUUUCCAGUGCACAGCAAAAUGGAGACCAUGUCUCUGCUGUUCGACGAGGUGCUGCAACCGCUGCUGGACAAGGCUCAGGGCGUGUGGCCGUCGCCUGUGCGCAAGGAUCUGCAGGCGCGCGUCAAGGAAGUGCGCAACACGCUGACCGAGAUUAAGGGCAAAACCAACAAUCGCACAAUUUUAUCGUUAUUAGUUUCGCCAACAAUCGUCGAGGAAGUGUCUGCUCACGUGAACCGGGGCAAUCUAAGACCAGCCCUGGAUCCCAAGUUUCGUAAUCUUCUGGAGGAGAUGUUUAUCAAUUGGACAACACAAAUGCACGACAUUGUUAUGGAACGCUCGGAAUCCAUUGGCCUGACCGCGUGCACCACUGCACCCACCAAACAUAUCCAUGUGGUUACGCUGCCCGCUCAGGAAAUUACCUUCUGGACGAAUCGAAAGCUCAAUUUGCAGAACAUUUACGAGCAGCUGCGCGAAUCCAUGCACAAGGCACUGGCGCACAUACUUGAACGCAUUGAGUCUGUCUAUUAUGAGCCCUAUGCAAAGGCUUUCCGGCAGCUUCUGACCGCCUGGCUGGAGGCACAGGAUGUCUCACUCUGGCUGCAGCCACUGCAGCGUCAAACAGCCGCAUUCAACUCGGUGCAGUUCAGCAAUGCACAGGAGCUGAUUGCACCGCUGGUGCAUGUGCUGCACUUGCUCUGGAGCAAUGCCCGCUUCUACCGCAGCACACAAAGGAUGAGUGUGCUGCUGCGUUGCAUGUGCAACAUGUUAGUUCAUCGCGCCGCCGAGGACUUGGAGUUUCCGCUGCUUUUCCAGGGCGACGCCGAUGAGGGCCUGCAGAAGAUCAAGAAAACUGGCGAGGUGUUGGAGUUUUUCAGGCAGCGCAUGCUCGAUUACAAGGAACGCUAUGCAAGCAGCCAAGUGCUGCUGCCAGCCUUGCCGAGCUCUUCAGCUGCGGCCGCAGCAGAAACUUCCCCAACGCCGGACGACCAGCAGCAGCUGUGGCGCUUCUCCAACGAGCAAGUGUUUGGCCAAACACUCGACGGAUUUCUGCUGCAGCUAACGGAGCUUCGACAUGUGUUCGAGGCGGCUGUUCAAUUUCAGCAACUGGAGAAGCUUGAAAUUGGCGGUCUGCGUGGUAAAUUGCUCACGGACCGCAUCAGAGAGAUCUUUAACGAGUUCAAGCUGCUCUUCGAGCAGUGGACCAAUGUAGAUAUAGAUCUCGCAGCGCCCGCUGCCCACAAAUGGAAAUGCUUCAAGCGCGAGCAAUAUCUUUUCUAUGAGCGCAUGCAGCAGCUGGAACAGAAGCUGGCCACCGUACUGCUGCAGGCUUUCGAGCAGUGCCACAGUUGGAUCCACCUGCUCAAGCUGACGAUUAUGUUUGGCUGCCUAUUACAGCGCCGCACCGUGCACUUGGAGCUCGUGCGUCUGCUUCCACACAUGCUCAACGUCUACAAUGCAGAGCUGCAGCAGCUGGAGCAGAGCGUGACAGACGUGCUGCUGCACUACCAGUUCCAUGCACUCGAAGCUCUGCCCGUAGCUGGAAACUUUCCCCCAAUUGCUGGUGCCAUCAUGUGGCUUGAGCAGCACUUGCAUCGCUGCGAUGAACUGGGCGCUAGGGAUCUAACUGAGCUCGUCCAGACAUUGUUAGCACUAAAAUCGGAGCUUAUAACGCUGCCUUUUCAAUGGGAUGCAUUGCUUUCACGUCGCAACAUUCUGACCACAAAAUUGUGCAAUCUUCAGCUGAAGAUCUGGCACGGCUGGCAGCAGGACAUAGACAAGCUCAUAGCAGAGGGUCUGGACGAGCCCGUGCUGAUUCAAUUGGCAGCCGGAGAGCAGCUGCAGCUGAAUUUCGCUCAGGCGCUCUUUACGCUGCUCAAGGAAACUAAAUAUCUGCUAGCUCUGCAGGGUUCUGGCAGCCUUUCAAGCAAACUCUUUCCAAUGCCCGAGGCGCUGCUGUCACUUUACGAGCAACGGGAUGCCUACUGGCGGCGACGCAUACGGCUCAUCAAGAUUGACGAGUUCUACAAUGGCAUCCGAGCUGGCCAGUGCGCUGCAGCUGAGCUGCAACUAAUUGCCACUGAGCUGGCGGCCAUCGAUGCUCAAGUGGCAACUGCCUGUGGUCAAUUAACCUGGCGCAAUUAUGAUGAAACGCUCAUCGAGUGCAUAUUCGAGAAGUCGCGCGAUCUGCAUGCACGUCUGCAACUGUCCCAUGGCAAUCUGGACGCCAUAUUGACCAGCAUGCGUCGCUGGAGCCGCGACCCACUGCAUCAGCGUAGUCUCUAUGGUCGCAAUCUGCUCGAUCUGCGGCAUCAGCAGGAACGUGUACGUCUGCGUUUGCUGCAGUGCGAUGAGACGAAGAUGCUGCUAAAUCGCUUGCUGAUUGCCAACUUUUGUUUGUUCUUCAACUACGAGUCGCAGCAAUUUCAAUUGUAUUCACGUGACCUGAGCGUGCAGGAGUUUGUGCGCGAAUUUCCGGAUGAGCAACGCCGACAGUUUAACAAAUAUUUGGCCACUGUUGAUGAGUUGAUUUGCCGUGAAAUGCGUCAGGCCAUGAGGAUCAGUUUAGAGUAUUUGCACAAGGAAAUGACAGCAACUGGAACAACGACUGCAACAACCGCUGAGGCAACUCCAACAGCGCCCCCAACUUCAAAUAUGGCCUUGCCAAGCAUGGCUAGGUUGGUGUUACAACAAAUCACAACGCCACAAGCGACAGCGACAAUAAUACCAACAACAGUAACAACAACAACAACAACAACAACAACCGGGGCAACAGCAACAAACGAUGCACCGCUUUUCGAAGUGAAAUUGGAGCUGACGGAAACGGAAAUACGUUUUUCGCCUGCCUUUGAUGCAAGUGUGGAAAAUAAUUUUCAACAAAUUGUCGAGCAGCUGUUGCUGGAUAUAAAACAGACAUGCGACUGCAUGCCAAGAAUUGUGUCUGACAAUGCGCUGUCUGACGACGACGGCGACGACAACGACGGCGACGGGCACGAUGGUAAGUUCAAGCAGUUACUGCAAAAGGAGCAGCAGCCCGUCCCACACAAUAUGCUGGCCGUGGCAAGCACGCUAUGCACCAGUCGUCGCAUUGGCACUGGCAUCGCUGAAGCUGAUGACUUGGAAAUGCUGUGCGCCAGCAUACGCAACGCCUUGGCGCAGACGGUUCAGGCGGCGUUGAAUUAUGCUGCCAAAUUCCACGCCUAUGCGUUCCUUUGGACACAGCAGAGCGGCGCCGUUCUGGCGUCCUGCAUGCAGACGGCGCGUGAACAAACGACCCACAUCAGUGACAGUGGCUAUGCCAUCAUGGAGACUUUCAAAAAGGAGAUCGAGCGCUACAACGAACUGCACGAUGCUAUCGACCAGUGCGAGAGUCGCCACUGCCUGAACGGCUGGCUGGCACUGGACGUGAAGCCGCUUAAGCAUGGUCUGCUCAAUCUGACCUGCAAAUGGUCGCACCUCUACAAGCAGUGGCUGCUGCGCUAUGUGCAGAAGACGCUUCAGGAGCUAAACGCAUUCAUCGCGCGCAGCCAUGAGACUUUGCAGCUGCACAUCGCACGCCAGGAGUUCAAGGCACUGCUGCGCGUGCUGUCUGUUAUGGCGGAGAUACGGCAGAGGGAGCCGUACGCGGACAAUGUAUUUAAGCCGCUCAAGGACAUCAUUGCGCUUUUAAAGACCUACAAUGUGGAGUUCGAGGCACAGCUGGUGCGCAACAUAGACCAGCUGCCGCUGCAGUGGCAGCAACUGAAGCAGCAAGCGGUGGCCAAACACGAGGCACUCCAGGACACGCGCUACUAUCAACAGCAGCGCGUAACAGCGCUCAUUGGUCUGCAUACGUGCCACGUGCAACAUUAUGCGAAACAGUUCCAGCGCAUGCCGUUCUUUCGUGUUCCCUGUCCACAAAUUUACGAUGCCUGCGACCAGGUCUACGUGCGGCUGCAUCGCUUUGCCUGCCAGCAGCGGCGCUACGCGUGCUGGGCCCGGCUGCUAAACAUUCCCGAACCCGAUACGACCACACUCCAGCAGUGCAAGGCUGAACUUAGACGUGUAAAGCAAUUGUGGGACUUUGUGCGCGUCAUCGAAUCCUGCAUUGUUGACUGGCAUGCAACACCUUGGCUCCAAAUCGAUACGGAUGACAUGGAACACGAGUGUAAGAAGUUCACGCGCGAUUUGCGCACACUUGACAAGUGCAUCAGGGACUGGGCCCCCUAUGUUUACAUUGUGGGCGUAUUGCGUGAGCUGGUUGCCUCGCUGCGAGCAGUUACCGAGCUUCAAAAUCCAGCAAUUACCGAACGCCAUUGGCUGGAGCUUAUGCAGUUGUCAAAGAUUUCGUACAAGUGCAACACAUCGACAACUCUGGCACAGUUGCUAAGCCUGCAACUGCAGCAGCACGAAGAGGACAUCAAGAACACUGUGGAUCGCGCUAUCAAAGAGAUGACGGUGACAAAAGUCUUGGACGAUAUAAAGGCCACCUGGACACAAUUAGAAUUCGAAUUGGAGCUGCAUCAAACGCGUCCAACUGUGCGACUGCUCAAAGUAUCAGAGGAGCUGAUUGAAACGCUUGACGACAAUCAAAUGCAGCUACAAAAUAUCUCAACAUCAAAACAUAUCGAAUAUUUGCUGGAUAAGCUGGGCUAUUGGCAGCGCGUGCUGAGUGGCAUUGAUACGCUUAUUGUCAAUUGGUUUGAGGUGCAGCGUAAAUGGAUUUAUUUGGAGUGCAUUUUCAUCGGCUCAACAGACAUACGUUCCCAGCUGCCGCAAGACGCGGCAAACUUUGAGCGCAUUGAUGAGGACUUCACCAAUUUGCUAGCACGGGUUACCAACGUGCGCGUUGUCAUGGAGGUGGUGCUACAGCACGAGGAUGUGCUCAAGCAGUUGUUGGAACUGCAGCAGCGCCUGUCCGUUUGCGAGAAGGCACUGAACGACUAUCUGGAGACCAAGCGUUUGGCCUUUCCACGCUUCUAUUUCAUCUCGUCCGCGGAUCUCUUGGACAUACUCUCUAAUGGCAAUAAUCCUCAGGUCAUUGAUCGCCAUCUCAUCAAGCUGUUCGACUCCAUAUUGCGCUUGCAAUAUGAGACAAAUACCACGCAUGCACUGGGCAUGCACUCCAAGGAGAACGAUGAGUAUGUGGCCUUUGUGGUCAGCCAAGAUCGAGAACAAACAGCCUACAUCGACUGCUGUGGUCGCGUUGAGCUUUGGCUGCGCGCCGUCAUCCAACAGAUGCGCAGCACGCUACAUGAGCUUUUUCGUCGCGCUCUCGUGGCUUUCGGCGAGAAGUCCCGUGAUCUAUGGCUCUAUGAUUGGCCAGCACAGGUCGCGCUCUGCUGCAGUCAGAUUAGCUGGACAGCGGAUGUGAAUCGCUCAUUCGCCAGCAUGGAAGAGGGCUAUGAGGGAGCCAUGAAGGAGCUGCACAAGCGACAGAUAGCGCAGCUGAACGCUUUGAUCAAUCUGCUGCUGGGCGAACUGUCCUCAGGUGAUCGACAGAAAAUCAUGACCAUCUGCACCAUUGAUGUCCAUUCGCGUGACGUGAUUGGCAAAAUCAUUGCCACCAAGGUAGACAACUCUCUGGCCUUUCAGUGGCAGAGCCAACUGAGACAUCGCUGGGACGAUGAACAGUUGGGCAGCUCCAGUGGCUGCGCCACGACAACCAUCAGCGCGGGCAGCGCCGAUGAGGAUUGCUUUGCCAAUAUCUGCGAUGCCGAGUUCCGCUAUGCCUAUGAGUACCUGGGCAAUACUUCAAGACUGGUGAUCACACCACUUACGGAUCGAUGCUACAUCACGCUGACCCAGUCGCUGCAUCUGGUGAUGGGAGGCGCGCCUGCUGGACCGGCGGGAACCGGCAAAACGGAAACAACGAAGGACCUGGGACGCGCAUUGGGUGUAAUGGUUUAUGUCUUCAACUGUUCGGAGCAAAUGGACUACAAAUCUUGCGGCAACAUUUACAAAGGUCUGGCCCAGACCGGUGCAUGGGGCUGCUUUGACGAGUUCAAUCGCAUCUGCGUGGAGGUGCUCUCCGUGGUGGCCGUUCAGGUGAAGACCAUACAGGAGGCGAUAAAGAUGCAUAAAACCCAAUUUAUCUUUAUGGGCGAGCGCAUCUCGCUGGAGCCGUCGGUUGGCAUUUUUAUCACCAUGAAUCCGGGCUACGCCGGUCGAACCGAACUGCCGGAAAACCUGAAAACAUUGUUUCGCCCAUGCGCCAUGAUUGUGCCGGACUUUGCUUUGAUUUGUGAGAUUAUGUUAAUGGCCGAGGGCUUCCAGGAUGCACGUCUACUGGCACGCAAAUUUAUCACACUGUACACGCUGUGCAAGGAGCUGCUGUCCAAGCAGGAUCACUACGACUGGGGCCUGCGUGCCAUCAAAUCGGUGCUGGUCGUUGCCGGCACAUUAAAACGCGAUGACCACAGCCGUCCAGAGGAUCAGGUGUUAAUGCGUGCUCUGCGUGAUUUCAACAUACCCAAGAUAGUAACCGAGGAUGUGCCCAUAUUUAUGGGCCUGAUAGGAGACCUCUUUCCCGCCCUCGAUGUGCCGCGCAAGCGUGUCUUCGAGUUUGAGAAGACCAUCCGACGUGCGGUUAACGAAAUUAAACUGCAGCCCGAGGAGGGCUUUCUCAUGAAGGUGGUGCAGCUGCAGGAGCUAUUGGAUGUCCGCCACUCGGUGUUCAUUGUGGGCGAUGCAGGAACGGGCAAAACGAAGAUUUGGCAAACUCUGCGCGAAACGUAUCGCAUACAGAAACUGAAGCCAGUCUGUCAUGUGCUUAAUCCCAAAGCGCUGUCCAACGAUGAGUUGUUCGGCAUUGUAAAUCCCACGACGCGAGAGUGGAAGGACGGCCUCUUUUCGUCCAUAAUGCGAGAGCAGGCCAAUAUGCCGCCGGGCAAUCCCAAGUGGAUUGUACUCGAUGGCGACAUUGAUCCCAUGUGGAUUGAGAGUCUCAACACUCUGAUGGACGAUAAUAAGAUCUUAACGCUGGCCAGCAAUGAGCGCAUUUCAUUAAAGCGUGAGAUGCGUCUACUCUUCGAGGUGGGCCAUCUUAGGGCGGCCACACCCGCCACGGUAUCCAGGGCGGGCAUCUUGUACAUAAACCCACAGGAUCUGGGCUGGUCGCCCUUCGUCUCUUCCUGGUUGGAAACGCGUGUCAACAUGAUCGAGCGCGGCAUCCUCACCACACUCUUUGAGAAGUAUUUUCCCAGUCUGAUGCAACGACAGCACAAUUUUCGUCGCAUCACGCCCAUCGCCAACAUGGCCAUGAUACAAAUGACCUGUCACCUGCUCGAAUGUCUGUUGGACAGCGACCAAGUCGAGGAUGAGACGGAACGCAGCAGCGGGAAGCAUCUCGGUAUCAAUUCGCAUAGCCUACACCAUGGCGAACUCUCACAUGAGUCCGCUGAGCUGGCCUUAGAGACGAUCUUUGUGUAUGUUACCAUGUGGAGCUUCGGUUCGGCCUUGUAUCAGGACUCAAUUAUAGACUGGCAUCGCGAGUUUCACAAGUGGUGGACGAGCGAGUUCAAGGACGUGAAACUGCCCAGUCAGGGCACCGUAUUUGACUAUCAGCUUAAUGUGCAAACAUUGAAAUUCCAACGCUGGUCCGAGCUGGCCGCUCAGGAGCAGCUCGACUGUCAAAUCGAUGCAGAGCUGCCGCUGCAGAACGUGCUCAUUUCAACUGCAGAGACCACACGUCUCGGCUACUUCCUCAAGCUGCUUAUCGACCGCAAUCUCGCCUGCAUGCUGGUCGGCAGCUCUGGCUGCGGCAAGGGUGCCAUCUUCCGUGAGCUCUUCAGCAAAUAUGCCAGCGCACAGGAGCUGCUUGAAAUUGCAGUGACAGCUGUCAGCGGCAGCCAGCAACAGACGGUAGUAAAUGGUGGUGCCGCUGGUGGCGGCGGUGGUGGUGGCAUUGGUGGUGGUAGUGGCGGUGUUGGUGGUGGUGGUGGUGUUGGAAACGUCAGCGUGCGUCGGAAAUCAUCCAGCUCGACACCGUUGCUAACCACUGUGCAGGCGACACACUUCAACUUCUAUACGACAUCAGAGAUAUUCCAGAAGAUGCUCGACCGACCAUUGGAGAAAAAAUCUGGACGCUGCUAUGCGCCCAGCGGACCGAAGCGACGUCUCAUCUACUUUGUGAAUGACCUGAACAUGCCCGAGGUAGAUUCCUAUGGCACAGUGCAACCGCACACCAUCAUGCGUCAGUUCAUGGACUAUAGGCAAUGGUACGAUCGUCAGAAGCUCCAGCUGAAGGACAUUCGUCAUUGUCAGUUCGCGGCUUGCAUGAAUCCAACCGCCGGCUCGUUCACCAUCGAUCCGCGCCUGCAACGUCACUUUUGUGUGUUCUCAGUGGCACCACCCGGCGAGGAAACUCUCCACUACAUAUACAGUACGAUCUUGAACAACCACCUGGAGCAGCCGGCACAGGGCUUCAGCAAGGAGAUUCGUUCCAUUGGCAAUCUCCUGGUGCAGGUGGGAAUCGCUCUGCAUCGUCGCGUCGAAUAUGCCUUUCUGCCGACGGCCAUUAAGUUUCACUACAUAUUCAAUUUGCGAGACCUAACCAACAUCUACCAGGGCGUGAUGAACAGUGUGGGUGCUCCAGUCUCAGCGGGCGGAGCUGCCAGCAGCUACAGCGGCACAGUUUGCAGCAAACCAGCCGAGCUGAUGAGACUCUAUGUGCAUGAGGCAUAUCGAGUGUACCACGACCGACUGGUCGAUCAGUAUGACAUUAAAUCGUUCAAGUCCUCCAUACGGGAUAUAUUUAAAAAGGAUUUCGAGGAUUUCGACGAGGAUUUUGUCUUUGCUGAGCCAUUGAUAUAUAGUCAUUUCGCGCAAUCUCUUGUGGACCAGAAGUACAUGCCACUCAAGAGCUGGGAUUCACUCUACCAACUGCUGCUGGAAGCGCAGGCCAGCUAUAACGAUAUUGUGGGAUACAUGAAUCUGGUAUUAUUCGAGGAUGCCAUGAUACACAUAUGUCGCAUUAAUCGCAUCCUGGAGAGUCCACGUGGCAAUGCUUUGCUCAUUGGAGUCGGCGGCUCCGGCAAACAGACACUGGCACGCUUGGCCGCGUUCAUUUCCUCACUGAGCGUGUCGCAAAUUCAAAUCAAACGCGGCUUUGGGCUGCUCGAUAUGAGAGAUGAGAUUGCAAGUCUAUACAUGAAAGUGGGACUUAAAAAUGUGGCUUCUGUGUUUCUCAUAUCCGAUGCUCAGCUGCCCGAUGAAUCCAUACUGAUGCUGAUCAAUGACAUGCUCGCCUCUGGCGAGAUACCAGAGCUCUUCAGUGAUGAUCAAUUGGACACAAUCAUAAAUGGUAUACGCAAUGAGGUAAAGCAGAGCGGCGCACUGGAUACUAAAGAGAAUUGCUGGCGAUAUUUUGUGGAGAAGGUGCGACGUCUUCUCAAAAUUGUGCUCUGUUUCUCCCCCGUUGGACAAACGCUACGUAUACGUGCCAGAAAGUUCCCGGCCAUUAUUAGCCGCACUGCCAUUAACUGGUUCCACGAGUGGCCCAGGAGCGCAUUGGAAUCGGUAUCACAAAAGUUUCUCACCGAAAUCAGCGACAUAUUAGAGCCCGAGCUCAUACCGCCCAUUGGCUACUUUAUGGCCUACGUACAUGGUACGGUGAAUCAGAUAUCGAAAAUUUAUCUACAGAAUGAAAAACGCUACAACUACACGACACCAAAAACAUUUCUGGAAUAUAUUUUUCUGUACCGCAAGCUGUUGGUUGACAAAAACGGAGAGUUCGCCCAGCGCAUCGCCCGGCUACAAAGCGGCAUGGCCAAGUUGGCCGAAUGCGCGCGUCAAGUGGACACCCUCAAACAUCAACUGGCAAUACAAGAAGUCCAACUGGCAGCAAAAAAUGCGGCUGCCGAUAAGCUGAUCGUCAUUGUAAGUGCCGAGAGCGAGAAGGUGAAGCGUGAACGCUUUACAGCCUCCGAGGAGGAGAAACGUGUACGCAUCAUAGAGGAGGAUGUUUCGAUCAAGACCAAGCUCUGCGAACAGGAUUUGCGACAGGCCGAACCAGCUCUGGUUGCUGCGCAGGCAGCGCUCAACACCCUUAACAAAAACAACCUGACCGAGCUAAAGUCCUUUGGGUCGCCGCCCAAGGCCGUGGUCAACGUAUGCGCUGCUGUGAUGGUUCUACUGGCCACGAAUGGUAAGAUACCGCGCGAUCGUAGCUGGAAGACAGCUAAACUGAUGAUGGUGCGCGUAGAUCAGUUUCUCAAUGAUUUGCUCAACUACAACAAAGACAACAUACAUCCAAACAUCAUUGAGACGCUGCAGGAAUAUCUCAAGGAUCCCGAGUUCAAUCCAGACAAGGUCGUCCAAAAGUCUGUGGCAGCCGCAGGCCUUUGCGCCUGGGUCAUCAAUCUGCAUCGGUAUCAUCAGGUCUUCCUCAUUGUUGGCCCCAAGCAGCAAGCCGUACAGGAUGCCCAGCAGGAGUUGUUCGAGGCACGUGAGCGACUGCAGUAUCUCAAGUCCAAAAUAAACAAUUUGGAGGACAAGCUGGCCGAGAUCCAGGCCGAGUUCGAGCAUGCGGUGGCCGAAAAGCAAAAGUGCCAACGGGAGGCGGACAAGACGUCCUUUACCAUCGAUCUGGCGCAUAGGCUAGUCAACGGACUGGCCAACGAGAAUGUCCGCUGGCGAGAGUCGGUGCAAAGUCUACAGGCAAAGAUUGGCACCCUACCCGGAGAUAUACUGUUAAUUUCCUCGUUCCUGUCGUACGUGGGCUGCUUUACGCGCCGCUAUCGCGAGGAGCUGCAGCACAAGAUGUGGCUGCCGAGCUUUUGCAAAAUGGACCCCCAGAUACCGCACACUCAGGGAGUCGACCCGCUGGCGCUGCUAUCGGACGAUGCACAAAUUGCCACCUGGAAUAACGAGGGUCUGCCCAUGGACGGCAUGUCUACGGAGAAUGCAACAAUACUGCAGCACUCAACGCGCUGGCCUCUGAUGAUUGAUCCACAGCUUCAGGGCAUUAAGUGGAUCAAGAGCCGCUUUGGAGCCGCUCUGGUGGUGCUGCGUCUCACCCAGCGCGGUUUUCUAGAGGCACUGGAGAAGUCCAUCUCACGUGGCGACACGGUGCUCAUUGAGCAAAUCGAAGAGACCAUGGACACCGUGCUGGAGCCGCUGCUGAGUCGCGCGCUGAUUAAAAAGGGCCGUUAUCUGCGCAUUGGCGAAAAGGAAAUGGAGUUCAAUCCGAAUUUCCGACUCAUACUGCACACCAAGCUGGCAAAUCCGCACUACAAGCCGGAAAUGCAGGCGCAGACGACGCUAAUUAACUUCACGGUGACACCGGACGGCCUCGAGGAGCAGCUGCUGGCGGAAGUGGUCAAAAUUGAGCGGCCGGACUUGGAGCAAAUGAAAACCGAUGUCACCAUCCAGCAGAACAUGUUCAAAAUCUCGCUAAAGGCACUCGAGGAUGAACUGCUGGCCAGACUGGCCUCGGCCGGCGAGAAUGUGCUCGAUGAUCAUGCGCUGGUCCUCAAUUUGGAGAACACCAAGCGCACUGUCGACGAAAUUGAAUCCAAGGUACGAGAAGCUCACCUAACCACGUUGCAAAUUGACGAAACCAGAAACAUAUAUCGUGCCGCGGCCAAGCGAGCUGCCAUUUUAUACUUUGUGCUUACGGAUCUCAAUCGCAUCAAUCCUAUAUACAAGUUCUCACUGAAGUCGUUCAUGAAUGUCUUUCGCCAGGCCAUUGCCGUGGCGCCUGACUCAAAGAGCUACGAGAAGCGCGUGCUCCAUUUGGUGGACUCGAUAACCCUGCAAACCUAUCGCUAUACCCUACGCGGUCUCUUUGAGGCGGACAAGCUGACAUUCACCUCGCAUCUAACGCUGCGCAUUAUGAUUGCCGCCGAGCAGGUGGCCAAGGAUGAGACCGAUUUUCUGCUGCGCUAUCCGCACGAUCCCAACACGCUGUCACCAUUGGACUUUGUGGGACGUAGCGCCUGGGGCGGCAUCAAGUCGCUGGCGCUCGUCGAGCACUUCUAUGGCAUCGACAAGGACAUGGAGAACUACACGAAACGCUGGCGCAAGUUCAUGGCCAGCGAUGCGCCAGAGCGGGAGCAGUUCCCAGGCGAAUGGAAGCAUCGCUCUCCACUGCAGAAGCUCUGCAUUGUGAGAGCUUUGCGGCCAGAUCGCAUGACCUAUGCCAUGGCCCAGUUUGUGGAGCAGACAAUGGGUCGCGCCUAUGCCGAAGUGCAAACCCCGCCCUUUGUGGCUAUCUUCAAGGAGCUAAAUGCGGCCACGCCCGCCUUCUUUAUACUCUCACCUGGCGUAGACCCCAUACGCGAUGUGGAGCGACAUGGGCAACAACAGGGUUUUCAUGCGGAUGCCGGAACUCUGAUAAAUAUCUCACUGGGGCAGGGACAGGAGCUGCUGGCCGAGGAAGCCAUUGAGCAGGCCUUAGCCUCGGGCCAGCAAUGGGUCAUACUCCAAAAUAUUCAUCUGGUGGUGAACUGGUUGCCAACGCUGGAAAAACUUAUCGAGCGUAUAGUGCUGCAGUCGGAGUCUCAAGGUGAUUCCAAUUUCCGUCUGUUUAUUAGCGCCGAACCUGCUCCUGAUCCACAGUACCAUGUCAUACCACAGGGCAUUCUGGAGUCCUCACUGAAGGUGGUUAAUGAACCGCCCGCGGGCAUGGCCGCCAACCUGCACAAGGCCUGGGAUAAUUUCUCGCAGGAUACGCUAGAAACGUGCACCCAAGAAGCCGAGUUCAAGUCCAUACUCUUUGCCCUCUGCUACUUUCAUGCAGUGGCCGGCGAGCGCCGCAAGUUCGGACCUCAGGGCUGGAACAAGGUGUAUCCGUUUAACAUUGGCGACCUGACCAUCUCGGCCAGCGUGCUGCACAACUAUCUGGAGGGCAGCAAUCGCAUACCGUGGGAGGAUCUGCGCUAUCUCUUUGGCGAAAUUAUGUACGGUGGCCACAUAACCGAUGACUGGGACAGACGGCUGUGCCAGACGUUUUUGGAGGAGCUGCUGCAGCAGGAUCUCAUCGAUGGUGACUUCGAGCUAUGUCCCGGCUUUCCAGCACCGCCCAAUCUAGAAUUUGAGGGCUAUCAUGACUACAUCACUGAGAUGCUGCCCGAAGAGUCGCCUCUGCUCUAUGGACUGCAUCCGAAUGCUGAAAUCGGGUUCCUUACAAGCGCCUCUGAGCAGCUGUUGCGCACCAUUUUUGAGCUGCAGCCGCGCGAAUCGGAGCUGAGCACACACUGCGGUGCACCGCGCGAAGAGCUGGUCAAAAUCAUGAUUGACGACUUCCUCGACAAGCUGCAGGACGAGUUCAAUCUGCAGGCGCUGCUGAAUCGCGUGGAACGCAAGACGCCUUUUGUGGUCGUUGCGCUACAGGAAUGCGAGCGCAUGAAUGCGCUUAUUCGGGAGAUCAAACGCUCCCUGCGCGAACUAAUGCUCGGCCUGAAGGGCGAGCUGACCAUCACACAGGAAAUGGAGCGUCUGGACUAUGCCAUUUUCUAUGAUCAUGUGCCGACGGCCUGGGCCCAGCUGGCGUACCCCAGCAUGCUGGGCCUGCAGGGCUGGUUCGCUGAUCUGCUGCAUCGCAUCAAGGAGCUGGCCGGUUGGCUAAAUGACUUCAAGCUGCCCUGCGCCAUUUGGCUGGGUGGCCUGUUCAAUCCGCAGAGCUUUCUCACGGCCAUCAUGCAGGAGAGCGCCCGAAAGCAUGAUCUGCCCUUGGAUCGCAUGCUCAUCAGCUGUGAAGUGACCAAAAAGCAAAAGGACGACGUCACCUUGCCACCUGUUGAAGGCGCCUAUGUGCACGAGCUUUAUCUGGACGGCGCCAGCUGGGACUGUCAGCUGAACUCCAUUGUGGCGCUGCAUCCCAAGGAGCUGCUCUGUGCCAUGCCAGUGAUCUUUAUAAAGUCCAUUGUGCAGGAGAAACAAGAGCUGCAGCGCGUCUAUGAGUGUCCACUGUACAAGACCAGGUCGCGUGGCAACACCUACGUCUGGACCCUCAACCUUAAAACACGCGACCGCCCAGCCAAGUGGAUAUUGGCAGGAGUCGCGCUUUUGUUACAGCCCUAAAGCAUAAUUGAUACCCGGCACGCAACGGAGCGAUUCAUUGUUCGCCUCGUCAUCAUUGCAAGCGUCGAUUUCUUCUGAAGUAAUUCAUCAAUACACUUUUAUUUCUCACAUGACGUAGUUGUUGCGUUAUUACGCUUCAGGUUUUAUAAGUAAGCAUUAUUAAAAGUAAAGCUAACCCGGGAUACCCUCUAAAUUGUGGCCUGUUUUCAAGUGAGUCUAUUAAGCUCCAAUAAUUUCCAAUUGAGUAUAUUUAAGAAACACCCAAAUAAGAAUACCCUAUGUUUUAAGA
Molecule: messenger RNA, 14897 nt
Organism: Drosophila virilis
Lineage: Eukaryota; Metazoa; Arthropoda; Insecta; Diptera; Drosophilidae
Source: RefSeq, a predicted model, not a curated record